Molecule: messenger RNA, 927 nt
Organism: Chaetomium globosum CBS 148.51
Lineage: Eukaryota; Fungi; Ascomycota; Sordariomycetes; Sordariales; Chaetomiaceae
Exons: 5
Coding region: 1-927 (308 amino acids)
Biological process (GO): amino acid transmembrane transport
Cellular component (GO): membrane
Molecular function (GO): amino acid transmembrane transporter activity
Source: RefSeq, a predicted model, not a curated record
AUGGCGGCUCGAAAGGUUAACCUGCGCGUCAUAACGCUCUAUUCCCUCGCGAUGCUGACAGCUUCAUUUGUUGUACCGAUGGACCAUCCGUUUAUCAACGGCAAAGCAUCGUCUGUGAGCGCCCGCUCCGUUUUUAUUAUUGCAGUCGUCGAGGCGGGUAUGCCAAAAGCUGCUCACCUUUUCAACGCUGUCUUUUGUUUCUCGGCCUUUACCUGCGCCAUCAACUCAAUGUAUAUCGCCACCAGGGUUUUGCACACACUCGCGCUACGCGGACAAACCGGGCCGGAAUUCAUCACAAGGCGUCUGCGGGCAUGUAGGUCUGGAGUACCUGUCAGGGCUGUCCUGGUUACUGGCGCCUUGAUGAUGGUAGCUUACAUGGGACGUUCCGGCGCCCUUGGCGCACGUCUUGAUGAGCUGGCGAAUAACUCCACGGUGUCAUGCCUCGUUGUUUAUGCCACCAUAUGUGCGACCUACCUAUACUUCUUCCGGACACUCGAGGACGCCAAGCUGUACGGAAACACGUCCGAGUCGCAAGCCGCCAGUUAUGACCGCGACCACCCUCUUUAUCCAUAUAAGUCCCAUGGGCAGUGGCUGAAAGGCUGCUAUGGCAUGGCGGCCUGCAUCAUCCUGAUCUUAUUCAAUGGCGUAAGCGCCUUCCUCGACCCGUUCAACGUUCGGAAAUUUGUAUCGGCAUACAUCAGUUUACCGACAUUUCUAGUUCUAAUUUUGGGAUACAAUCUCCGGAAACACGGCCUGAGGUUGUCAGACUGGUGGACUGACAAGUCCGGAGACCUAAGUAACACUGUGCAGGCAACCAGUCCAAAGCGCAAGGGCAGGCUCGAAUUCCCAGAUGCUGGCUUUACACGAGAGAACGUGUUUAUUUUCUUGGGGUGGAUCUGGGCAAAUUUCGCCUCCUACGCUAGCUAA